AUGGAAUAUCAUCGAGAACCAGCUGGAACUCAGACACCGCAAUUCUGUUGUUUCCCAGCACGACUUCUUGUUUGUAUUCUUUCUGUUAUUGGAAUCGCCCAGAAUGGCGUCUCCAUCUGCUUCUCAACCUUCUUCAAGUUCAGAUAUCAAGUGAUUAUUCCCUUCAAUCUUACCUGGAUUCUUCUAAAUAUUCUUCUUCUAUUCGGAGCUUUCUGUAAUAAUGAACGAGCUCUCAGAUGGUCAUUAAAAGUUGUAAUUGCAUGUAUGAUUUUAACUGGAAUCUAUAUAAUGACAGUUCCUGUGAUGAUAUCAAGCUUUUUUGCAUCUGGAAUGGAGUUUCCAAUAAUUCGAAAUGAUGGAAACUACGAUAAUUUUAUAAUCGGAAUGGUAUAUGGAUACUGUUUCGAACUAAUUUCAAUUUUUCUUAUCGGAGCACAAAUACUCAAAUAUAUUCUUGUCAAUCGACUAUGGGAAUAUGCAAAAACUACAGUAUCCGUGGCGGAGAGUCGAUAUGAAACAGUUUGA
Caenorhabditis remanei is the source of this 525-nucleotide messenger RNA. RefSeq lists its product as uncharacterized. NCBI's taxonomy places the organism in Eukaryota, Metazoa, Nematoda, Chromadorea, Rhabditida, Rhabditidae. Bases 1 to 525 code for a protein of 174 amino acids. The transcript has 2 exons. The record is from RefSeq and is a predicted model, not a curated record.